AUGGGUCGGAAGCGGUGUGUCGGUGCAGAUUGUUCCAAGAUGGCGGCCGGGUGCUGCGGGGUGAAGAAGCAGAAGCUGUCGGGAUCUCCCGGUUCGGGGGGUCCCGGCGGGGUGGGGGCGGCGGGAAGCGGGGUGAUAGGUACCGGACAUUGUGGCUCGGAUUUGGGGAUUGGCUCCUCCGCGACCGUUGCAGCAACGGCGAACGUGAGCCGAGUGAACGGCCUGGGGGGACCCGGGGGUAAUGUUAGCGGUUGUAGCGGUGGCACAAACGUUCUAUCUCCAGCCCCGGCCGGCUACACAUCCGGCCUCUCCCCGAAUCUCAGCCCGGGACCAGGUUUGGGAAGUGGUGGCAGAAAAAUGAUCGUCUCCGCGGAGAUGUGCUGCUUCUGUUUUGACGUGCUUUAUAGCCAUCUGUACGGAUACCAACCUCCGAGAACACCCAGGUUUACAAAUGAUCCUUAUCCGCUGUUCGUCACGUGGAAAAUAGGCAGAGACAAGCGGUUGAGGGGUUGUAUAGGUACAUUUUCUGCCAUGACUCUGCACUCAGGACUCAGGGAGUACACCCUUACCAGUGCCCUUAAAGACAGCCGCUUCCCCCCUAUGACAAGGGAUGAGCUGCCUCGCCUCUUCUGCUCAGUGUCUCUUCUCACCAACUUUGAAGACGUCGGUGAUUACCUUGAGUGGGAGGUGGGUGUUCAUGGUAUAAGAAUAGAGUUUUUCAAUGAAAAAGGAUCAAAACGCACCGCCACCUACCUGCCAGAGGUUGCAAAGGAGCAAGGUUGGGACCACAUUCAAACCAUAGAUUCCUUACUACGAAAGGGAGGAUAUAAAGCUCCCAUCACAAAUGACUUCAGGAAGACCAUUAAGUUAACCAGGUACCGUAGCGAGAAGAUGACGUUGGCUUAUGCAGAGUACAUCUCCCACCGCCAGCAUCAUCACUACCAGAAUGGCAUUGGGCACCCAGUGCCGUCUUACAAUCAUUAUUCCUGACAGCGAGCCGCAUGACCAGUCACUGGAUCUCUCCGCGGACCUAUUCCCUGGAGAGCCUGCCCCUUCCUGGUCUAGCUAUUUCUACUACUGUACCAUUUUAUGAUGAUAGUUUCCGUUGCCGUGCUGGCCGUCUCCCAGACGUUGACAUGGCAACGGGUGGCAAUGAAGCAUCAUUUGAAUUAUGGCAAGAAAUCCAUGUUUCCUUUUGUUUGCCUGUGGUUGAGCUUUUUGCAGCAUAUGCAUACCUAAAUCUAUACCCCCCCAUCAUAUUAUUUGAAAAUUAAACCAUUAUUAGAUUUCCUAAAUAUGGUGUUUUUUUUUUAGCAAACCUAAUCAGGUGUUUGA
Nematolebias whitei (Rio pearlfish) is the source of this 1335-nucleotide messenger RNA. RefSeq names its product AMMECR nuclear protein 1 (gene ammecr1). The transcript is spliced from 6 exons. NCBI's taxonomy places the organism in Eukaryota, Metazoa, Chordata, Actinopteri, Cyprinodontiformes, Rivulidae. The record is from RefSeq and is a predicted model, not a curated record. The coding region runs from base 1 to 990 and encodes 329 amino acids.